This is a messenger RNA of Labrus bergylta (ballan wrasse), 1170 nucleotides long. It is a transcript of the gene atp6ap1la, whose product is annotated as ATPase H+ transporting accessory protein 1 like a. NCBI's taxonomy places the organism in Eukaryota, Metazoa, Chordata, Actinopteri, Labriformes, Labridae. The record is from RefSeq and is a predicted model, not a curated record.
UACCGAAAGAUUAAAGAUUUAACUUUCAGGAAGAUGAAAUCCUCACCUGAGAGACACUGCGAUGUUUGACAUGAGACCGAGCUGAGACUAAGAAACAAGAAGCACCACAGCUUCUUACACAGAUUACCGGCGGAGCAAGAGGGUUGAUGUGCUGGCAUCUCAUUCUGGUCACCACGGCGAUGGCUUCACCAUGGAAACAGCGCUGCAUCCUCCUCCUCCUCUCCCUCCUUCUCCUCCACCUCCAGUCCUCCACCGGCAAGAAUCGACAACCGCCUAACAGUGUUUCUUUAUCAUCUUUCCAUGAUGAAGGGAUGGGGCAGAGUGAGAGGGGGGUGUGGACAGAGGAAGAUUUUUCACCUGAAGAUGAACCAACCGGACAAAUGCAGACUCCAGAUGUUCUUCGCAGAAAGUUGCUUCAGGCACCAGGAGCUGCACUUCCCUUUCCUCCCCUCAAGGUGUUAUCCAAUGGGGAGCCGUGCCUCCUGUUGCAGGCGAGGAAACUUUCUCUACGCUUUGAGAAGCAAAAGCAGCUGGACCUGACGGAGAGAACGUUUUCCCCUCUGAAAGCUGUCGACACCAGCAAGUCCAUCUGCAGCCUGGAUAAGGCCACGCUCGUUAUGAAGUUCGGAGAUGUGGAAGAUUUAAGAGAUCUGUCUAUCAGACUGCAGCUCUCCAACACUUUCUACGAGUCGUCAGGCCAGUGGUGGUUCUCAGUGGAUAGCGUCUCUCUACUCUACAACAAGUCUGAAGAAGCUGUGUUCAACGCCAGCGAGGUGUACGCUCCAGCCUCCUCCUCCUAUCACUGCCUCCAUGUCAGCAGCCUGCAGCGCCACAGCGCCCUCCUGCUGCCCGGCAACGACCACGCCCGCCGCUGGUCUGUCACCUUCACCAACUUCCAGAUUCAGGCGUUCAACGUCACCUCUGGUAAAUUUUCUCCUGCGAGCGACUGCGCCACCUUCCUGACGCCCGCCAUCCUGAUGGGCCUCAUCACUUCCCUCAUCCUGCUGCUGGUCCUGGCCUACGCCCUGCACAUGGUCAUCCACCUGAAACACAUCGAGCACGAAGACGAACACAAGUCACACGUCUACUUCCCUCAAAACUCUGAACCGCUGGAACACUGCUGUCUGGAGAACGUCCCAGAGAAAAAUAUUAUGUAGCGAAGAAACACAA